Messenger RNA from Scylla paramamosain (green mud crab), 3490 nucleotides. RefSeq lists its product as uncharacterized. The transcript has 4 exons. The coding region runs from base 248 to 538 and encodes 96 amino acids. NCBI's taxonomy places the organism in Eukaryota, Metazoa, Arthropoda, Malacostraca, Decapoda, Portunidae. The record is from RefSeq and is a predicted model, not a curated record.
AGAGAAUCGAUGGGGAGUUUGCGCCGCAGACACCACCACCAUCACCACCACCACCACCACCACCAGUCCACACAUGCCAAACCUACACUCUCCCUCACACUCUCCCACACCUGCGCUCCCACACCUGAAGCAAGACUGCCACAAGUGAAGCAGCGGUGAGGGUGUGACAGUGUAAGAGAGAGAGAGGAGGAAGAAGACAACCCACCCAGACUUCACUCAGGGCCCCACACUCGCCUCCCACUGCAGGAUGGAGGGAAUGGAGGGGAUUCGAAGCAGGCCCACCACUCACUCAGUCUACACAGGUGUAGGUGACGAUGAAGGGGAGGAGAAUGUGGAGGAGCUUCGAGAGCGGCUGAGACAGAUGAAGGCGCUGGUGAAUGAAAGAAGCAACUCAAAGAAGUCUGGGAUUGACGAGGGGUUCCUGAGUGUGGUGUUUGCCUGCAUCCUGGUGGUGAUAGCCGGGGUGACGCUCUACGCCUUCGUGGUUCUCUACACCGCCGUGCACAGACGCUGGACAGAGAACCCAGAGACAGACUGAGGGGUGGUGGAGGGUCCCAGUGUAGGAGGUAUUGAGUGCUUUCCCUCUCUUUCUCUUCUUCAGGGUUUGUUUGAGUUUGCUUGGUGGCAUCAGAGGAAAUGCAGAUAGUUGGUGCUUUCCUCUUUCUCUUCUGAGUUUGUUUGUUUUAGUUUGGUGCUGUCAGAGGAAAUGCCUUCCUUGUCAAUGUCUGGUGUGUCUUUCAGUGGGAGUCUGGUCUUGUUCCUCCUUCCUGGUAUGAGUGAUGUUACUUCUACUACUGCUGUCACUGUUACUGCUAUAAAAGUGAAAAUCUCUUCUUUAUCAGUAUAUAUAUUGAAUGCAAGGAUAUUUUAGCAGGAUUUUGAUUCUGUUCUUCCUUCCUUCCUACAACUUCUGCUACUACGACUACUAUUACACCAGAUAAGUAGAAUAUUAACCUCCACCUACUUUCCUAACACUUGUGAAACUUCAAAAUACGUCACUUCUUAUCUCAAGUAUGUGCAUACACUUCUGAGUACUGUUUUAAUUUUUCUUCUCUUUUCCUUGUGCUCAGAAUCAAAGCCUGGGUGAAGUCUAUAUUCUUAAGCAUUUUGUCACAUUCUAGGCUACUUUUAACAGAUGCAGUGGAAGUUAUUGGCAUUUUCAAGGGUGUUUUUCAUGAUUAUGGUGAUGGUCUAAUGAGGAUUAACUCUUAACAAGCUCAAAAAAAGUUAUUAGUGUUUUCAGGGGUGUUUUCAUGAUAGUGAUAGUUUAAUAACUGUCCUAUGCAUUUAACAGGCUCAAAAGAAGUUACUGGGGUUUUCAAGGGUGUCUUUAUGAUUCUUGAGCUGGUUUAAUAAGUGUUCUAUGCAUUUAACAGGCUCUGGAGAAAGUUAUUGGGGUUUUCAAGGGUAUUUUCAUGAUUCUAUAGGUAAUCCACUAAGGAAUCCACACUUUUAACAGGUUCUACUGGAAAUGACAGAAGUUUUCAUAUAUGCUUUCAUGCUUGUAGUGGUAGCUGAUAGGAAUUAUACAUUAUCAAUAAGUAAAAUCACUCAUAGGAUGGUUGUGGCCUUUGAAAACAACACCAAUGAGAACAAAGUGCUUAAGAAUGUGGACUUCACUCGGAUAUAGCUUAAUUUUCACCUUGCCUCCUUCAACGUUGUGGCUGUUAGCGAAGGGUUUAGGAGCAGCGUGUGUGAUCUAUUUCUCCCUUUACUUAAUAGAAGGAAAACUUGCAGUAUUAAUAUUAUGUGCCAAGAAAUACCUGCUUCUGACCACUAGUUAUUAAGGUGGAAAGCUGCAGUGUUUUUACUAUGUACUGAUCUACUCUUCCUUUACUUUCCCUCUCUCUUUAUGCUUUAGUUUCUGAAGUGAUGAUGUAUACAGUAACUCAUUUUAGACCAAUAUUAUUUUCACUACAGUUUAUAUGACAAAAAAAAAAUGUAUCGUUCGGACAGUGUGGUUAUCUUCUAAUCUUCUUUCUUAUUUACUUUUCCCUCACUUCCUCUUUACUCAGAAUAAAAAAACUUGCAGUAUUAUAGUUGUGCCAAUAAUUUUUUCCAUUAUCAAGAUUUUGGGAACAUGUAUGAAGAAAAAUAACCAUGUAUUAUGUAUUAUUUAGUAUGCCAAUCUUCUUUCUUAUUUACCUUUCCCUCAUUUCCUCUUCUUAGAACGUAAAUUUGCAACAUUAUAAUCACGUGCCGAUAAUUUUUUUCCGUACUUAAGGCUUGAGGAAUGGAGAGUUAGCCAUCAAUAUUACACCUUGUCCUUUCUCUCUUCUCUACUUCUUAGGGUGAAAACUGGAACUGCUAUAUACAUGUACCAAUUAUUUGCAUCUCCGGAGAAACAACAUACGAUUUACACUGUACUGAUCUGUCUCAUUACCGGUUUUACUCUAUUACAUAUUACUAAUAUUUUGAUGUGGCAAUCUUUAUGAAUUACAAAAUGUUCUUCAUGGUAUUUCAUGAGCACAUUAAUGACUUCUUUCCUCUUUAAUUUUUUUGAAUAGAGCCUUUAAGUAUUUCAGAACUGUGUGUCAAUGUUUAGAUAUGAUAUGUUCUCACUAUGCAUCACAGUCUAGCUAAAAACCUGGAAUAUUUCAGAAACUUCUCUCUUAUUUAAUUUUUAGAACAAAUCCCUCAAGUAUUUUAGAACCUUGUGCCAACCUAACGUAGAAACCAACAGCCACGUGUAGGCCCGAUGGCUUCCUGCAGCUUCUCUUAUUUUUUUUCCCAAGGCUAAGAGAGUUUCCUCACCCACAUGUCUGUAUCAGUGCUCUAAGUGGCAUGACCAACAAGAGAUGCUUUCAGUGGAGUAACGGGACAAUAAUGGUGGCAGUGCAAAGUUAGUGCAGUAUUCCUUUAGCGCAAAAAAAAAACAGAUAAAUAUUUUACUCUUUAUCGCGCCCACUUAUGUUUUUUUGGUCCAUGGAGUUUGGGAGGAUGUGGUUUAUGAUGAAGUGUCUUGUUCAAAAAUGUUUGUGUCAUAUAAAUACCAAAGGGAAAUUCAGAAAUGUUGUCAGUCCAAAUUCUCGGCAAAACCAGCCCUGUUCCAGCCAACCAGACCUCUCAGUUUUUAAAGUUUCCAUUGACAGUCUUCUGUAAUGGUAACUUAUUACUCUAUCAAGUUCAGUGUUCAGGUAGAUGGUAACAUUUCCUCCAUGAACACUAAACUUGAAUUAAACAAUAAACAGACUGAUCAAGAGCAAAUAGACUGGUGAAUAAACUACCGUUACAAAAGAUCUGUUUCAGCCGCUAAACUAAACAUGUGAGGGCAAAACGCCUCGCCAAUCAUUAGAUUACUUCACGUCAGGAUAAAAUGUCUCAAAAAUGUCACGUUAUAUAAAUACAGCAAAGGAAGUAUGUAGAUGUAGCCGAUGUGUUAAGUCUUGGCAGGACUGGAUUUGUUUGUGUAUAACCUGUGGCUCUCAUUCCCUAUACAACGCAUCCACCUGUAUACUUAGUGCUUGGAAUUAUACAGUAGCUCCUGCAA